Molecule: messenger RNA, 7518 nt
Organism: Cydia fagiglandana
Lineage: Eukaryota; Metazoa; Arthropoda; Insecta; Lepidoptera; Tortricidae
Exons: 2
Coding region: 653-1456 (267 amino acids)
Source: RefSeq, a predicted model, not a curated record
UAUUGAAUAGUGUCGAUGUAGCGGCCCCGCGACAACUUCUCGACUAUCUGUUUCGUUUCCCGGCUCCGAGACAAUUUAACUUGACAACGUGGACUCCGUAACAAAAGCCGCCUCGCCCCAUUUACCGCUGAGCUCCACUCUCUACUAGCAUGAGAACUUCAGAUAUUAAACGCUCUCCUAACGAUAUUAAUGUUACAUAAUUUUCAUUCCACCACAAAGCCACCUUAAUGCUUUAUAUUACACCUUUUUCAUUCAAGCAUCUGCACUAGAGCAAAAGUGGGUCACGAAGUCGCUUGCUUGUUUACCUGAUGCCCGUACAGUAAAAUUCCACGCUAAAGGGUGAAAUGAUUACAUUCCUUUUCGGAGUUUGGAUUGUUAAAUCACAUGAUUGCAUAAACAUUUGCUCAGAGUUAGGCGCUGAAUGAGUCCGAACUCGAGAGACGGUGAGCAAACAUUUCGGAAUCGGCCACUUCCAUUUCGAGACAUCACUUUUCACGUUACCGUAGUGAUGUAUGGGAAUAUUUGCAAGCGUUCUUUGUGCGAUCGAGAACGAGUGUAAACACGAGUGCGCGGCUCGGCGGCGGCGGCGUCGAGAUCAGGCGGGGAGGGUCGCGUCACUCGCGCGGCCGCCGCCGCGCGCUCCGCCCGCACGAUGUCGGUGCGCGUAGACCAUCGUGACCGAGACAGAUUCUCGAGGCAUUCUUCGCGCGCUUCCGUAGAUUUAGCCUUUCCGAGUAGCUCAGCACGCGAUCACUCAUUUCGGUCAGUGCAUUCAGCUCGGGUGCCGCGGGCCGCUAGCGAUGAUUUAAUGGUGCCCGUGCGCACGCUGCGCUCAGCAUCAUGCCGCGUGGCUCCAGGAGCGCCCCACCGGCUGCGCCGGCACCACUCUUCGGCUGCCGAAUGCGAUCGGGCACGCCGCUCGCGCCGGCACACGCUGGAGCUGCCGCACAGCCGCGGGCCGUCGGUCCGCAGCCGGUCGCCGGAGCCGCAGCCGCCGCCGCCCGAGCCGGAGGUGCCGCCCGAGGACGCCGGCAAGGAGGCGCGCCGGCGGCGGGUGGUGGCUGCCGUCGCCGCGUCCUUCUUCGCGCUGGCGGUGGCGUCGGUCCUCGUGGUGGUGGUCACGCUGACCCACAGCUCUGUGCUCCGCGCUCACAACCAAACGGCCAAUACGCCAGGAGAACGAGCGUAUGAUGCACGACGUCCUCCAGCUCCCGCCUGGAAAUCGCACCCAGUUGUCGGGGGCAUUGCGCUGACGCCGCGCUACUCGCCGAAGCCGCGGCUGGACAACGUGCGCCCCGCCGCCGCCCCACCAGAGGAACCCGAACCUGAUCAGCCCGACGCUGACUCUGACGCUCCCGAGGCCCACGCCGAGGCCCUCGUCCACUCCCUUAGCCCGCCAACCCUUAGAGAAAAUAGCAGCGCUUCGGUGAGCCAAGGCCUAGCGGGCCUCACGUGAGUCCCGACCCCGGUCUCCGGUCUCCGCUUCGGCCUGCUCCAGACCCGUGUCUGUUCUAGUGUUGAAACGAAUUGUGAACGCACAAAACUGCCAGUGGCAACCAAAUGCGCCGAGCUGUGACACGAAUGUGAACAGAGAGAAUUAUAUGUUACUCGACUUAAGCAUACACGUUAGUUACUUGUUCGUGAAUUGAAAGUGAUGGAAGAUGUAGGUAGAUAAUGUGAAAUUGUGAAUAAAUUAGUAAAGAAUGCAAUGUUGUUUGUUGAAUUGUAUCAGGAUAGGAUUUAAAAGACAAUGUCAAUAAUCUACGAUAGAAUAAAUCGCAGAUUGUCUAAAAUGUUAGAUGUUAGUAUAUUUUGUGCCAGAGGGAGAAAUUUAAUUAGAAGAGAAACUGCUUAAUUGGUAAAAAAGGAAAGGUGUGAUGCGAAUAAUUAAAUAAAAAUUAUAAUUAUUUAUACCUAAUUCUGUUUUGAGAAUGUGACGAUGAGUUAAGUGUACAGUUUCACCCUCGUCAAAUGUUCCUGCCACUUCCACAGUGUUUUUGGAACGCCGGUUUUGUUAGAUACACGUAAUCAUUGAAUGUUAACGGCCUGUGUAAGCUGCUAACGAGGACUGUCUAGAGAAACGACCAUUACUCAAAGGUUAGCGGAUCAAUGGGAUCAAUUACUGUAAUUAUUAAACUUUUAAACAGAUUAAAUUUCUUUCUUUGGCAGUACUUGUUUUAAGGAUACUGAACAUUGAACGAUCCCUAUUUACGACAAAUGUUACAAAUAAAAAGAGUCGUAAUGCCCUGUAUGUAUAGCGAUAAAUAUUUUAAUAUUAUUACUAUAUAACUGUACCCAUACAACAUAGUUGUUACCCGGUCGUUUAUAGGGAAGGGCUGUACUAAAUAAUUAUAGAUAUAUUGUUAUUUAAUUAUGCAAAUCAUAAAUACCUGAACCUUUGUCACAGCACCAGCUCAAUAAUUAUUUACAUUCGACUAUAUGAAUGAUAUUAAUCGUAACUCAUCAAUUUCAUACACAGAAGCUUUAUUAUGUAACUUAACUGUUAAAAUAUGUAGUUAUGCUAUUUGAGUUACAUAAUGAAGCUCAGGGUACAGAUACUGGGGGUUUUGAAUACAUUUUAUAUGGAGACUUCUAUUUUCUAUCGGUCACUAUUCUAUUACUAAACUUAAUGCUUACUAUCUCCCGUCCAAGAGUAGGCUGUGCUUUGCCGAACUCACUCUGAUUUAAUUUUGUGAGCGUCGUGGCUUUUUGUAAAAAUAGUUUUUUUUAGUUUUUAUUUAAUACGUCUGCUAAUUAAUACUGAAUUGUCAGAUAAAGCAUUAGUCACGUCUUUAGCACUUCUUAUACUGCUAAGGUCGUUUUAUACAAACAUACUGACAAUCUCAUUAUGCUGAAAAGGCAUAGUAUUAUAUUGUUUCUGAUUUUGUGAAGAACAAGAAGUUGUUACUCAAGUUUUUUUUUUUAAACUUGCCAAACAUUUCAUUUUUAACGCAUAGCUAAAUGCGAAAUUUGUUGUUGUUUAGUGAUUUUUAAAUGUGUUGAUGAUCAAAUAUGUAGAGACAUGCUUAAAAUUCUCGAUAAUGGUACUAAUCUUCGACAUCCUUUUUAAUCUUUGACAUACCCUUUUAUCAAAAUCCCCACUAGAUGUUACCACUAAUGUUAUAAUAUCGUAAGUAAUUAUAAUGAAUUACUUUGAUACUGAUCACCCUAAGGAUUUAGACGGAACGAGCUUUCAACACUGUGCUUAAGCUGUUAAACAUAAGAGCUUUUUAUAAGGAUACUACGAUGUAGAUGUUGUAGAUAAUUAAUAAUUAUGCAACGAGGAUUCGGAACAGAUGACAGUAAAGUGGAUACAUAAAACUUCUAUUUCCGCAGUACAUACAAGUAUUGGGGUAAUAAAUAAAUAUUAACCGUACAUUAAAAGGGUAACUUGGUUAAGAUUUUUAAAUACGUACUCCACAGUGUUAUUUAUUUAAUACAAAGUCUAAACCGUUCACAUCUUGAUUAUUGUAAUACCAUCUCUGUUAUUAUGACUUGAAAGAAAUGUUAUAUAUGUUUCAUUUUAUUCCUGCCAUUCAUUUUGUGUCUAUUUCCACUUACUGCUCUAAUAUAUUGAAAAACAAACUUGUAUCUAGUUAAAUUAAAAGAACAAUAUAAGAGCGGGCUUGAAAAUAGCAGAAUCAGAGCGCACGGCCCAGUGGUUCCAUCGCAAUUCCAACUAACUUGAAUGCGCCCAUGCAAGUUAGUACGUUACUAUUCUGUCGGUAUUGCGUCAUAGCUCCAUCUUACAGACGUUGUCGAUUCCACCUAUUUUCGAUUAUAUUACGAUGCACUCGGAUGUUCAAUAAAAUGUACAGGUAGGACGGGGAAAGUAUUUCAUUUUACGCAGUGUUGCGCAAAUCAAUAGUUGUUAGAGAUUCCAAACAUAUUCGAACUUAAUACCAGCACGUUUGUUUUUUUUUAUUAAUAUUUAUGCAUUGUUUAGCUAGGACGGGAGGAAAUUACACACCCUAAUAUUAUUUUAACACCUGCUAAUAGAGUAUAAUUCAAAAAUAAUUCAUAAAUAAAAGAGGGAAUAAGUACCUACUGCUUUUUCAAAGUAAUUUUGUUUCGUGAAUCAGUUUAGUUUAACGCCUAAUAUAUUUGCAGGUAAGUACAUACUUUAAACGCUUGAUAAUUUGUUCAUCUAACUUAACGACCCAACGUAAUUAAUUUUAGGUAUAUUCCGCUUCAAUGAUGGCUAACCCUUAAAUCCCAUGACGAAACCCAAAACUGUCGACCUUAAUUGAUGUAAAUUCAUCAAUCAUUAAAUCAAUAUAAAGCUCGCAGGGCUGUACAGUAAUUUGAUUAUUGCCCUAGGGGCCUAGGAGAUUAAAGUCACUGAUAAAAAUACGUGUAAAUUUUUAAACUACCUGAGGUUACCUAAACCCAGCAGUUAGUUUCUGACAAUCACUUGCCAUAAUGUUUUAUUUAACUCCUAUCUACAGAAUCUUAAGCUUUUAAGCCUAAAUGUAGUUAUGAAUUGAGGUUAAAUCACAUUAACGAUAUAAAUCAGGAAGCGUGUCUCAACUUAUGGCCGUCUUAUAAUGAGCGCGGUAAAGCUCUCACGACCCACCUCUUGACGGAAAUUCUCGCUUACAUUUGUAACAUUCCAGUCGCUUGCCAAGAGUGUGGAGAAAUCGGAUACUAAGACAAACUAGGACAAGUGAGUUUUCUGAUAACGCUCAUCAUGGAUAUCGAAAUCACAUUUUAACCUAAACAGAACCCGGGUUCAAUUCCCGCUUCGGCCACCGACCGGCGGACUUGGUAACUUUCUUUAUUGUAUGUUAUCCAUUUCUAUCUAUAUCACAUUUUAGGUGCAUAAGUUUAUUCAUGAAUCCUAUUCGCCAGCGCUUGCGUACCUAAUAAAAAUAUUGGAAUGUUGAAACAGCAAGCAUCUAAAAAAUCCGUACGCUCAAUGGUUGGGCCAUUCAAAUGCUCAGGUAAACAAUGGAAACGGUGGCUUCGAAAUUCUGAACAGUUAUUGCUGACACAGAUUCGAUUAUUUGAAUCUAUGGGGCUUGACUCAGAUUUUUAGUCUACUCUACUUAGUCAAAACUUUCAGUUAUUAUAAGCCUGUCUGCUGUUAUAUAUAGGUACCCGGAUCCGUCCCUAAGAUGACUCAACAUUUUUGUGAUUUAGCUUUACCUACAUACAGUUUAUAGUUUAGAUUCUUACUUACAAUUGUAAUUGAAAUUUCAUUACUCUUAUUAGAUAGAGAUACAGGGUUCCAGUUCAUUCCAAAAAUACUCAUAAAAGGAAUCUAGUCACGACUAAAACUCUUAAGCUCAGAAACUCCUAAAACUGAGUCUUGUUCUUCUUUGAUAUCGACACAUAAGAUUCGAGUUUGUAACAAUAGUAACAAUUAUGUGUAAUCGGAGAUCGCCUGAGCAUUAGAUUCGUUUGUGUGUGGAAUGACACCCUGCCAAGUAAAUAUGUACACUGUGUUUAAAUUGUUUAAGUUCAAAAUACUCCAGAGAGUGUACGUGUGUUGGGCGGACGGUGUUCCUAUAAACUGUUCCUGUUCAGUACCUACUUACUUACCUAUCUAAAUCAUAGUCCUGGAUUUUUUUUGUACCUUAAGAAUUGAAAGACAAUACUUAAUGUUUUCUUUAAUCUCAAUUCGGACUACCACAGCACAUUAUCUAUUUAAGUACUUAACUGGCUAUAAUUUUCGAGUUCUCUCAUCAAAAGCUAGGGAAGUAUGAAGACGCAACGAAGAAUUUCAGGCACGUUCGUGCACGAUAAUGUAAUUUUAUUGCGAAAUGCAAGCUGGAGUUAUGCAGGCUUACAUUUUGACCUGGAAAAUCUGUAAUCGGUUUCAAACCGUUAAAAUGGGCCGUGUGCUAACCACUUGUGGCGGGUCGCAAUGAUAUUGUAACAAAAUUAUAAUUAUAGGUAUGUUGUUAAUCACGUUAGUAAAUCUACUUAGGUACUCAUAAUUAAGGAUUAUAUUUAUUUUUGGUUUGAGUUUAAAUAUUAUUAAAAUUUAAAGAUAUAUAUUGAUUUUGUAAUUGGAACUAUUGGAAGCUGUAUAACGUUUUAUCUACGCAGGUAGAGAUACAUUUUGUACAUGUAAUAAUCUAAGUAUCCAUGUAUCUUCAUAGAAAUGGGUAUGUGUGCAAAGCAGCUAGAUAAGCAUACAAUAAGAGAUGAGAUUUAGAGACAUGAUACCAUGCAUGAUCAUCCCCUCCUAAAUCUAAGCAAAGCAUCCAACGCGCCUUCAUAAAUUUCGACCAAAAUCCUUUCCUAGUGUUCUUAUCGACGUCUGGAGUAGCACGGAAUAAAUAUUGUAAAACAUUGUUUUAGUAAAAUAUAAUCGCGCAUCGCAUGUCGUAUGAAUAUUUGAGAUAUACCGUGGACAUACCUACAUAAAUAAUGAGUAUAUAUAUAUAUUGCUCCUAAUGCAAAUCUGUAAUUUGCUCAAACUCAAACCAUGUAAGUUUUCUUUCACAUCACUUUCUUUCUUAUUAUUAUUUAUUUAUAUGCUUUGGGUAGGCGGGAAAGAGUCAUACCCCUUAACCACUUACUUUUUUUAAGUAGGUACUAAUUUUUACCUAAAGGAAAUUGUACAAUAUCAUUGCGGCACCUGCAUUUCCUCGUACUGUACUCGCCAGGCCGCACGCACAGCACUGCGGCUGAGGCUUGUGUUAGAUGUUACUAGUGUAAGAAGUAGUUAUGUUAUAUGUGAGAGCAAGUAUAUGUAUGUAUAAUAUAGUAAAAUGCGUCUCGCAUCCGAGUGAUUCUACCAGUUCUUAAAACAUGAGUUUAUGCCAUGCGCUUUGCUGCGUUUUUAAUAAAGGUCUGCAUGUACAUAUGGUGGGUUUAAAGCAUAAAGUGCCGUUUUAUCAGAUGUCAGUAAGGACUAUUUCUAUUUAAUAUUACAGACAAUACGAAGAACAAUUCUUUGUAAGUAACACAUUUUGUGAUAUUAAGAUGGUACCAAAAGUAACACUUAACUUUAACUGUCUUCCUGAACAAGUGACCACUGAGCAAGCGUUGUGUAAUUAAUGACGGCCCGAUUCUAACUUUAAGAUACGUCAACUAAUAGGUCUAGAAACGAUAUGGAUUAGAUAUGUCAGUGUCAAAUGUGACGUUUCUUCAAACAAAUACGUCAGUUCUAUUAAUUGACGUAUCUUAAAGUUCGAAUCCGGCAGUUACUCUAUUUUUUGUGCCUGAUAGAUGUCAUUUAAACAACUGUUGCUGCUGCUGCGUACAAUGGCAACCAGUGCAAACCAACACCCAAUCCGCGGCGCUCCAAUAUUAUCGUUUUCAAUCCAAUCGCAAUACAGAUGUAGUGCAUAAUUAUUGUUUUCCUUCGUAUUUUCUCGGAAAGGUUCGUAUUUGCCAUGCCACUUCAGUCAACCUCAGUCCUUUUUGUACCGAGACUGACUGAAGUAUCAAGACACAUUCGUGCAUUUCCGUAAAAAUACGAAGCAAAAUAAUUAUGCACUACAUCUGUAUUUUAAAGGCACAUUCAGGAUUUUAUAUAUAUAUUUUGGGAAUAUUAACAAAUCC